Myxocyprinus asiaticus (Chinese sucker) is the source of this 2754-nucleotide messenger RNA. RefSeq names its product tudor domain-containing protein 5-like. Gene Ontology annotation, biological process: germ cell development; spermatogenesis. Bases 1 to 2754 code for a protein of 917 amino acids. The transcript has 16 exons. The record is from RefSeq and is a predicted model, not a curated record. Lineage: Eukaryota; Metazoa; Chordata; Actinopteri; Cypriniformes; Catostomidae.
AUGACCCAGGAUCAGCUCCACAUGGGUCUGAGGAAGGAUGUCCGAUCUCUGCUGAUAUCUGCCAAGCAUGGCUUGACCCCCGAACAGCUCAAAAGAGAUUACCAGACCAUACUGGGUUACCCCAUGCCCCUAAGGUUACUGGGUUUCCGCAAUGUUCUGGACAUGGUGAAGGAAAUGCCCGAUGUUGUGCACUUGGAAUUCCAAAUGGAUGGCAACAUCAUUUUGAAAGCCAUUGGAGAUGAAAGCACCAAAGGUAUUGAAGAGCUGGUGUCCAAGCAACGUGACCACAAACCCAAACCCAACAAAGGGAAGAGAAAACCAGGGACUUUCCAAAUCCGUUACCCGCACCACCAGACAGUUAUUCUCCCUCGCCGUGGCCAGAUUAAACCCACCCUGCCAGCGCAGCUACGCAGCCAACUAAAACAAUUACUAUCUCAUGGCCCGGUCAGACUAUCAGAGCUGGAGUCCAGGUAUAUGGCACAGUUUGGAAGGCCGCUCCAGAUAACACAGUAUGGCUUCUACUCCAUUUCUGAAAUGCUGGCGACUGCCACGGACUUCAUAGUCACACAGCAAAGUCGCACUGGAUCUCAGUUGCUUCUGAGAAGUCCUGUCUCGCCACAAAAACAGACAUAUAAUCUGAUGUCAAGUCCUUCCAAGCAGUUGGCAUCUCCUUUUGGGGCAAAGGAGAAGCCAGUGACAUUCAGUCCUAAAGCAUCGACACCACCAGAGCAUGAGAAAAACCAUCAAGAUUCACAGAUCUUCUCUGCCGUUCCAUCACCAGAUGCCACAAAGGGAGAUCAGUCUUUUGAAGAAAAAGUUUUAAAGCUUGAGGAGGAGCUCAGACAGAAGAUUUUUGAGAAGGGCACUGCUGGCACUGUCAAUCGCGAGCUGAAAGAUAAGCUACGGAAGGUUGUAGCUGAAAAUAGCAAUGGAAUCUCCAUUCACAAUCUCCCAAAAGAAUACAAGAGAAUGUAUGGUGAGGAGUUGCCGUUGGCUCAAUGUGGCUUUCUGAGUGUGACAGAGAUGGUUGGAGCUUUGAGUGACACGUUCUCCAUCCAACCUGGCACGAAGGAGGGCAAAAACCACUGGAUUGUCAUGGAGUUCAAACCGAAUGACACACCACCCACUGAACCUGAAUUAUCCACGGGUCACGGCACCACUUCCAGUCCAGCAGCCGAAUCACCGAAUCCCUCCAGGAAAGCCUAUUACUUCAGCUGUACUGAGUCUGCCUGGGAGCGAGAUGAGACUGAGCAAUCCACAGACUCCCAAGAGACUGAUACCGAGCUCAGAGUCACCAAUAAGACCAUUCAUCAGAUGGUGGAUCUUUUCCCGGAGUUGAUGGUGAACCAUGGUGCGGUGAUUCCUCUGGACGCAGUGCGCUGCCAGAAGCUGAAGCCUCCCACUCGCAGGAAGGAGAGAGAGCUGGUGCCAGUGCUGGUGGAGCAGGCAGCGUCUCCCAGUCACUUCUAUAUUCGCUUUAGCCAAAACAAUGAGGCCAGAGCCCUGGAGAACAUGAUGAUUGAAAUGAGAAGCUGUUACUCGUGCCCAGAUCUGACGGAGAGAUACCGGCUGCCUGAUGCUUAUGUGCGGCUGGGUCAGGUGUGCUGUGUGGCCCCCAGAGACAUGUGGUUCUACCGAGUGGUAAUCCAUGAGGUACUCAGUCCUACUGAAGUCAAGGUGUACUAUGUAGACUUCGGAGACAUCACCAAAGUGGAACGGAACAGCCUCCGAUUUCUCAAAGCUUGUUACGCUGACCUCCCGGCCCAGGCUGUCCCAUCAGUGUUAGCUGGAGUUCGGCCCAUCACGAGCAUUUGGACUCAGAGUGCCAUAACCUUUUUCCAGAGGAUGUGCUGUGAGCACACUCUGGUGGCCGCUGUACACAGCUACCAAGAGAACUUCCUGUUGCUUUUCUUGUGCGACACGAACACAGAGGAGGAUGUUUACAUUCACCUCGCCCUACAGAAAGAGGGUCACGCCCUUCCAUGCUCUUCUGCUUAUGGAUUGGGAUCAGGAAAGUUCAGUCCAUUGAGCUUUUACCUUGGAGAUGAUCAGCUUGAGGACCUAAAUGAGUCUGUUGCACCUUCCACACCUUCUCCAGAUACCAAAAGUGGACAGAACUCUGAGGUUCAAUCUAGUGGAAGUCCUUCUCUGAGCUCCCCUCAAGCAUUUUUUGGCUCUGAGAAUGGAGAAAAUAACUGCCCCUCCAAAGAUGUGGACCCAGUCCUGGAUCUUCCAGAGCUGGAGUUUAUUAGUGUUCCUGAGGUCAACAAUGCAGAUAAAAGGGAGCAAGUAAAUCCGUUUGAGGUUCUGCAGGGUAAAGACCCAUCAUUUUGCAGUGAAUGGGACCAGGGAUGGACAGCAGAGAACAAAACAUAUAAGAUGAAUCUUAAACCUGACAUCCAGACAGAAGAUGGAUUAAAAUCUAAGCUAGAGUCCUCUGCUCCAACUGUUCAAGCAGUGUUAAAUGAACCUCAGAGAGGUGGAUCUAAAGGUGAGUUGAAGCCAGUCACAUCAAGAUGCAGCAGUCCCCACACUCCCAGCCUGAUGCAGAUCAACUGCAGCCAUGCAGGUGUGCCUGUUUAUCCGGUCCUGCCUCCACUCUCUAAUUUCAUGUUGCGUUUGUUCAACACUUCAGACAGUCUGUGUUCAAAUUCUCCAUUCCAACGCCACACGUCUCCGUUAGCACUGAGACCAGCUGCUCGCCUGUCUGCUGGGGCCAACAUCCUCAACUGGUGUUCCAACCAAACAGUCUGA